Cuscuta epithymum is the source of this 1371-nucleotide messenger RNA. The record is from the annotation of a GenBank genome assembly. NCBI's taxonomy places the organism in Eukaryota, Viridiplantae, Streptophyta, Magnoliopsida, Solanales, Convolvulaceae.
AAAUGAUUCAGGAGGGCCAUCACCUUGGCCGUUUGAUAAAUAAAGCUUUUCGCUUUCCCUCUAAAAACCUUUCAAUGGCUUCUAUUCCUUCAGCGCUUCUGGGUCUUCAACUUCCCGAUCAUCAAUGCCCUCAUCUCACAUUACACUUCCCUAGAAAUUAUUCAAACACUCCCCCUUCUCUCCACUUCCCUGGACCGGGUUUUCACACAAUAAAUCCCCUCAAAAUCAAGUCCUCAAGAGCAGUCAAAUUUGCUGCCACGGGAUCAGACUCCACGAAACCCCUAGAGCCAGACCCUCAAACUCUUCUCCAAGAAGUUGCAGACAGUUUUGCCCUCCCUGCUGAUUAUUUUUCUCAGCUGCCUAGCGAUCUUCGUCUAGAUCUAAACGAUGCUGCCUUUGAUCUUUCAAAUGGUCAAGUUCAACUAGAGUGUGGGGAAGAGCUCGGGGAGACAUUGGUUAAUAUUAGUCGAGCAUGGGAGCUGGCUGACACAUCAACCUCCACAGCUUUAAUGAACAAGGUUCCUCAGCUAGAGAGCUCUUUGACCGGUUAUCAAAAGUCAGCACUGGGAAAGCGCUUAUUAUCUGCUGGAAGGAGGUUUCAGGCCAUGGGACAGUAUGGUGCAGGUGAAGUACAGCUGAUUGCUGAAGUGAUGAUGAGGAGUGGGAUGCUUUUGUCCAGAUGUUCAGUAUCUGGAGGUACUGAUGAAAAAUUAAAGCAGCAAACCCAAACUCUUAAGUUUGGUGAGCUUCAGGUUGCACUGACAUCAGGAAAAGCAUACUUUGGAGCUGCCAUUGGUGCGGUGUUUGGGAUCCUUUCAUGGGUAUUAAGCCAACGCGUUGCAAGUAUACCUGAGAGCUCAUUUCAGUAUUCAAAUGACAAUGCUUUGUUACUUUCUAAGUCAUUGCAUGGAGCUCUGCUUGCUCUUCUUUAUUCCUCGGCCAUCUUGUCUGCUGUUACAACAGUUGGACUUAUUUUACUUGCCAGACAGCUCAAGCCAGAUGAUAAAUGAGCUUGAAGUGCCAUCUCUCGAGUCAAUAGAAGUUUGGUUCAGAUGUAAAUAGACAACACACUGUCCUUGAUCUACUCUCGAAAAGACUUGUCUUCUGCUACUUAGCUGUGUUAUCAAAACCGGACCGGGAGGUGACCCGGGCAAGGGACCGGGUCAAGGGUCAACCCAGACCCGGGAGGGUCAGCCCGGUCAACGGCGGGUCAACCCGGUCAACGUUGAUUAAAAAUAAUAUAUAUUCCUAUAUUCAUAAACGCACACGCACACAGUGAUACACACACACAUAUUAGAUACACACUUAUAUAUUAGAUUAGAGGUAUAUGUUGAAAAGCCACUCAUUCAAAAUUAAUAUUGAUUCUAAAAC